This is a messenger RNA of Prorocentrum cordatum, 942 nucleotides long. The record is from the annotation of a GenBank genome assembly. Lineage: Eukaryota; Dinophyceae; Prorocentrales; Prorocentraceae.
AGGUUCGCCCAGAUCUGGUGACCUUCGACCCAACGGACCUCCAGCACGUAAUCGAGUCGAAGUACAUGAUGGUGCGCGACGCCCUUAACGCGGCGGUGCCCGAGCUGCUGGGGAAGCUGGAGGACCCCGAGCUGCAGAGGCUGGUUAAGCAGGCGCGCGAGAAGGACGAGACCAAGUUCGUGGCGUCCUUCUGGAACAUGGGCACCCACAGCGGGAUCCGGGAUCUGCGCACCGACCAGCUCGGCAAGCUCGUGACGGUGUGCGGCACGGUCACGAGGACCACCGAGAUGAAGCCGGAACUGCUGGUCGGGACGUACCAGUGCAACGUCUGUUCCCGCGAGGUGAGCGGCGUCGUCCAGCAAUUCAAGUGCACGAUGCCGGUGGCCUGCCCUGGGCGCAACUGCGGGAACCGCACCAGCUGGACGCUGCUGGCGGAGAGCCGCACCACGCGGUGGGGCGACUGGCAGCGCAUCCGGCUCCAGGAGAGCGAGAAGGAGGUGCCAGCCGGCUCCAUGCCCCGGUCGAUGGACGUGAUCGUGCGGGACGAGUGCUGCGAUCGCUGCAAGCCUGGCGACAAAGUGCACAUCACUGGCAGCCUGAUCGUGGUGCCAGACGUGCCCUCCAUGAUGAACCCGUCGGAGCUCACGCAGCAGACGCGGCGCUCGCUGAACACCCGGUCGGACUCGUCCUUCUCCGACGGCGUGAAGGGCCUCAGUGGUAUGGGCAAUCGCGACCUGACAUACAAGCUGUCGUUCUUCGGCGGCUACAUCGAGAUGGACUCCGAGUUCGGGCCAGAGGCCGAGGAGGAGGACGCGCGGACGGAGGCGGGCCUGUUCCUGACGCAGAACGAGAGGGACCGCUUCAUGGCCAUCCGCAACAGGAGCGACUGCUUUGACAGGCUCGCCAGCAUGAUCGCCCCUGGCAUCGAAGGGCACCUGGAGG